Molecule: messenger RNA, 746 nt
Organism: Zophobas morio
Lineage: Eukaryota; Metazoa; Arthropoda; Insecta; Coleoptera; Tenebrionidae
Product: transmembrane protein 50A
Exons: 3
Coding region: 106-585 (159 amino acids)
Biological process (GO): protein targeting to vacuole; late endosome to vacuole transport via multivesicular body sorting pathway
Source: RefSeq, a predicted model, not a curated record
AGGUAAAUGACACGCCUGACAGAUUUGUCAGAUGGUUGGAUGUCAACAUUGUGACAAAAGUAAUAUACACAUUUACGUUUUACACAGUGCGUUUUCUUGAUAAAUAUGGGAAUUGGUGAUUGUUUCGAAAAUAUAAAUCUGCCACCAUGUAUUUGGUUUGAGGGCGGUGACAAACGGAACGCCUAUGCUUCUAUAAUUUCCGGAUUUCUGUUUUUUGUAGGAUGGUGGAUAAUAAUCGAUGCCGCAAGUGUCUACCCCGGAACAGUUGUCGCGGGUUACCAUAUGUGUGGAGUUGUCGGAACUCUUUCACUUAUAAUGAUAAAUUCUGUGUCAAAUGCUCAAAUGAGAGGUGAUGCUUAUGAAGGUGGCUGUUUGGGUCCCAGAGGCGCCAAAGUUUGGUUGUUUGUGGGUUUUGUUAUGGGUUUUGCAUCAGUAAUUGCGUCAUGUGGUAUUUUAUUUGCUAACUUUGCAGGCAAAAAAAAUGCCCAUUACUGGCCUGGUGUAGGAUUAUUCUUACAGAAUGUUUUUAUAUUCAUUGCUUCUCUGAUAUUCAAAUUUGGUAGAUCUGAAGAUAUUUGGACAUAAGUUACAAGUUUAAUUUUAAUUUUAAGCUUUUGUGAUUAUUUAUUAGGUUGUAGUGUGUGCAGAAAGUUUUUUUGUAACAAAGUAAUCUUUAUGUUUGUAUUUAAUAUUAGCUAUUUAUUUGUUAAAAGGAUGUAUUAAAAAAUAAAACUAUUUUUUAACCA